AGUCUUGCACAGGUGUAUCAGCUCCUCCCCUCCAGUCUUGCACAUGUGUAGCGGCUCCUCCCCUUCAGUCUUGCACAGGUGUACCGGCUCCUCCCCUUCAGUCUUGCACAGGUGUACCGACUCCUCCCCUUCAGUCUUGCACAGGUGUACCGGCUCCUCCCCUUCAGUCUUGCACAGGUGUACUGGCUCCUCCCCUUCAGUCUUGCACAGUUGUACCGGCUCCUCCCCUUCAGUCUUGCACAGGUGUACCAGCUCCUCCCCUUCAGUCUUGCACAGGUUUAUCGGCUCCUCCCCUUCAGUCUUGCACAGGUGUACUGGCUCCUCCCCUUCAGUCUUGCACAGGUGUUCCAGCUCCUCCCCUUCAGUCUUGAACAGGUGUAUCGGCUCCUCCCCUUCAGUCUUGCACAGGUGUAUCGGCUCCUCCCCUUCAGUCUUGCACAGGUUUAUCGGCUCCUCUCCUUCAGUCUUGCACAGGUGUAUCGGCUCCUCCCCUUCAGUCUUGCACAGGUGUACCGGCUCCUCCCCUUCAGUCUUGCACAGGUGUACCGGCUCCUCCCCUCCAGUC
Staurois parvus is the source of this 565-nucleotide messenger RNA. The record is from the annotation of a GenBank genome assembly. NCBI's taxonomy places the organism in Eukaryota, Metazoa, Chordata, Amphibia, Anura, Ranidae.